AUAUAUUGGUUAUAUCGCCGAAAGCAGCACUUAUGGAUCUCCGUGCGAGCAGGCUGUUGAAGCGAAGGCUAGGAAACUGUCGUCCUCCUACACUAGAUGGGUUUUGGAAAGCAUGCAGGGAGGAUUGGAAUCAAAACAUCCAGUGUUAAAGAUUCUGGCGGAUAGGCUGAAAGCUGUCCCAGACAGUUACGUUUUAAAUCAUCUCAUACAUGAAGAUAUAGUUUUGGAUAAAGUAGAAUUUGGAAACAAAGUGCUCUUUACUUUCUACUCAGAAAUCCUAAAUGCAAUGGCCGAGAGGUUUUCCCGUAAGAAGAAGUGUGACUUCAUACUGUCAGAAAAUCGUCACUUCCCAAGAAUCUUAUCUUAUGCUGUUGGGAAACACCUCCCUAAAUGUUUUAUUGAUGCUUUAGAAUGGAAAAAUGGUGACAUUGUCAAAUUAACAAAAGAUGAGAACACUCAUCCACAAAGGGAGAACUUUGAAGUAUUCCUUCAGACUUUAAUUAGCCAAGUCCUUGAUCCAAAUUUUAUUUCAGAAAUCAUCAAAGAAAGUGAUGAGUACUUCCUCUCCCAUGUGAAGGGAAUAGAGAGAAUAACGACAGAUAAGAAAAAACUUCUGUUUCAGCAGGCGUCUUUGGAGCCAGAGCUUCUGCAGUGUGCGGAAAUGUAUCCGUGUGUUAAUGUAAUGCCCCGAAAAGAUGCCGAAUUGGUUAAGUGUCAGGUCUGCCAAAACGUAUCGAGCGACCAACUGGUGCAGUUCUACGGACAGGUCUACGAUCAAACUACUCUUGGUCACCGAAUUAAUCCAGAUAACACCAAGCCCAAAGUUACCCAGUUUUCUGUGUGUACCUCCUGCUCCCAGAAAGUUACGCUUUUCAGCCGACUCCACCAUCAGAAGUACAAUUUCUUCCUGAAGUGUCGAUUGAAGGUCAGUGCUGUACGUGGGGGUGAUGAUAAUAAGGAAUCUCACCUUAUUCUGGAGGAAUGUCUAGAAGAUAAUUCUUGGGUCAGCAGGAUGUUCACUGAAGUAGUGGAGAUGUGGAACGAGUGCGAGUGGCGGAGAUGACAGUAAGAGCUGUCUCCAUACAAUUUUUAAUGUACAGUCUCAUUGAACUAUACCAUUUGUACAGCCAGGAGUGUAAUGAAGAUUUUUCUCUGGGAAUUUCUUAAUUAAUUGUCUUUUUUUUUUUGCUCUGGAGAAGCUAUAGUUAGGUGUAUUUUUUCACAGGUUGGGAUCCCAAUUGUGCUGUAAUUUUACGUUUUGAUGUGGUACCAUGUCAACAACAACUUUUGUGAAGCUCGGUAGCUAUUAGGGAGUUAAAAUGCUGGCAUUUGCAAAUUCCUGUAAAACCUGAUGUGUAGAUUGUAAUAAUAAUUUAUAAUGGGUUUAUCAGAAAUUUUUUUUUUUUGUUUCAGGUACAGAAAAUAAAAAUUUAUUCAACGCACAAGUUCUUAGCCAUAUUUGUUUCGCUAAUAUUUUGUUAUUUUCCAAAUGCUAAUAUAAUAAAAUGUUGACUGGUAACAAACACGUACCAAACAUGAACAAUGUAAUUUUUUAGUACAACUUUCAGAAAAUUCCCAAACUAUAUUUUACAUUGUACAGUUCCGUUUGGAAAUAUAUUUACCUCAGAAACAAAACACUGGAAAUAUAGUUUGUGUUUUCCAAGUUUUGAACUAAAAGUUUUAUUAUUUAUCUGCAGUGUUCAUUCCCUCUUAAUCCAGAACUUAAGGGCUUGUUUCCUGUAAGCCAGUUCUCACCACUAAUAUUUGAUUUAUUUAUGUGGUGUGAAUCCACUUGUAUUUUUUGUUAGGAAAGCACGUGAUUAAACUGCAAGAUUUAUUCUUGAAAAUGUUGGAUAAAUGUUUAAUAUUAAGAUUUUCAGUUUAUUUUUGUUUCUGCCAGUAUAAAAAUGUUUUGUUUGUAAGUAUAAAACUAGUACAUCUUGUAUGGUGGGUAUGAAAGUGACAACAGUUAAAGUGUUCUUUGUAUCGUUUUUGUUUUUUAAAUUAUCGGAAGCAAAUGUGAAAAAGGAAUGAAUUUUUUGUACAUUGAUAUAACAAAUUGAACCCCUUUAGCUCAUCGUAUCAGUAUUAUGUUAUAUCACUGAUGGUAAAGGUGCAUAAGUUCCAGCGAGAUUCCUGGAAGGAUCAAAAUCCCAAUUUUUCCUUCUAUUACCCUUUGGUUAAGGAUUAAAACUAACAUAGCCAGCUUAUUAAAAUGAAAGUUUGGUAAAAAAAAAAAAUAUAUUUUCAUCAUUUUCAAUGUUUAUCCUACUCACUGUUAACGGAUGGACACAUUGAUGUUGUGCAUCCUGGUGUUUAAUAGUACCAAAUAGUUUUACGUGCAUAUACAAAUUAUUACUGGAAAUUGAAUGGAGUCUGAGGGCCUAUAAUGUUAAAAAUCAGGUUUCGUUACCCGUGGUGAGCGUAGCACAGAUAGCCCAUUGAGUAGUUUUGUGCUUAACAAAAAUCAAACCAAUAACUCUGGUGAAGAGAGCCCUCCAGUGGCCAGAGCAGAGAAAGCUUAUCGUGUAGGUUUUAUCUUAACAACAAUACAAACAAUUUUGAAUUAUUUCUUAUCUAAACUAUAAAAAUUUUGAUUAUUUUAACAGUGUAUGCAUCAUUUUCUGUUCUGUAACAUCCUUAUUUGUCUUUAUGUUCAUAAGUUUGUUUGAUUGAUUGUGUGCACACUUUAAAAGGUUUCAAACCAGAACUAUUAUUGGCUGAGUAUUUAAAAAUAGACAAUCACCAUUGUUUGUUUUUUAUUGUAAGACAAAGAUUCUCCACAUGUAUGCUUGAAUGUUUCGUUAUGGAUACUAGAAAAUAGUAUUGGUAGAUCAGUAAAGUUUGUACUACACCUGAGAUAGAUAAGUAACGUUUGUACUACACCUGAGAUAGAUCAGUAAAGUUUAUACUAUACCUGAGAUAGGUCAGUAAAGUUUAUACUACAUUAAUGACAGAUGAGUAAAGCUUGUAUUGCACCUGAGAUAGAUCUGUGAAGUUUGUACUACACCUGAGAUAGAUAAGUAACGUUUGUACUACACCUGAGAUAGAUCAGUAAAGUUUAUACUAUACCUGAGAUAGGUCAGUAAAGUUUAUACUACAUUAAUGACAGAUGAGUAAAGUUUGUAUUGCACCUGAGAUAGAUCUGUGAAGUUUGUACUACACCUAAGGUAGAGCAGUUAUGCUUGUACCGCAUCACAGGUAGAACUGUAGUACUUGAUUAGUUAAGUUUGCACAACAUCAGAGAUCUGUAGUACUUGAUCAAUUAGGUCAGUAAUACUUAAUCGGUUUACAUUACACUUGAAGUAAAUCAGUAAUACUUAAUCGGCUUACAGUACACUUUAAGUACAUCAUUAAUACUUAUCAGUUUACAGUAUGCUUUAAGUAAAUCAGUAAUACUUAAUCGGUUUACAGUACACUUUAAGUACAUCAUUAAUACUUAUCAGUUUACAUUACACUUGAAGUAAAUCAGUAAUACUUAAUCGGUUUACAUUACACUUGAAAUAAAUCAGUAAUACUUAAUCGGUUUACAGUAUACUUGAUCUUUUACAUCUUCACCACAUCUGAGGUAGGUCACAUUUUUGAAAAAAAAUUAGCAUAAAAAUUAGGAAAUUAGUUUCAACACUUCAUGUUGAUUCUUCAGUGCCUCCGAGAAGAAACUUACCUGCACAGGUUAGAUAAUACCCGAUUAUGAAAUUCCCAUGAAGACACACAUGAUUAGAAAACAGUUCAGUUUGAAGUAACCUUUCAGAAGUGUCGAAGUUCAGUACAAUUUUGAUAUUAUAACUUUCAACAAUUUUUAUGUAAUUUUCAGUUUUAUAUAUCAUUUGGGUUGCUUUCCAAUUCGUAGGGUGGUCAGUCUCUCUUGUAUGGGGAAAUAUUGUGUUAUUUAUAAUUUUAAUGUCUCUUUAUUAUCAGUAUACAAUAUGUACGAGGUUGGUCAGUAAUAGUUGAUCAGUUUACAGUAUGUACGAGGUUGGUCAGUAAUAGUUGAUCAGUUUACAGUAGGCACGAGGUAGGUCAGUAAUAGUUGAUCAGUUUACAGUAGGCACGAGGUAGGUCAGUAAUAGUUGAUCAGUUUACAAUAUGCACGAGGUAGGUCAGUAAUAGUUGAUCGGUUUACAGUACGCACGAGGUAGGUCAGUAAUAGUUGAUCAGUAUUUUUGAAGAACUAUUUAACUGAAAAAUGGUUUCAUUUAUAUAAGAAAAAGUGCAUGUAUCACAGUUUAGUUUUAUAUAUAUUAUAUCCUAAAAAUUUUUCAGAAAAUAAGUAUACAAGAACUUCAAAACAAACAUAUCUAGAGAUAAGUUUUUUGUGUAAUUCUUCUUAAAAAACCUCGAUUAUUACAAAAUAUAACGUAAGUGCCAUAAAGGUUUAGUGUUGUAGAAACGUUUCUUGGGUUUUCAGUUAGAAAGCAAAUGUUAUUACAGUGCAUCGAUACAAGCAAAAGUUUUCAAAUUUUCAGUGUAGUAACUAAUUGUAAUAGAAACUCUCUCUCACUUCUUUUUUUUUUUGCCAUGGAAAUUUGAUACCAUAAACGUCUGAGUGAUGUUUAAAACACGAUUAAUUAGUAACUCAGAGUAGAACUGGAGAAAAAAAGAGGGAAAUCUGGUUGCAUAUAUAGAUGCGGUUAUAGUUUACCGAGCAAUAUUUAGAAUUGACAAGUUGUAUCUCCUCUUUAACUGUACAACUUUUAAUUCCACAUUUAAGAACAUUUUUCUUUAGUUCUGUGUUGUGCUGAAGUUUUCCUUUUAUUGUUCAUCAUGUCCAGAAAUACUACUAUUGCAUCAUCAAGAAUAAAAAUGUAAUUAAAUUUACAUAUUUAACAGUUCUUUCAAAACUGCUUGAUAAUAUGGUGUAGCCAAAAGCAACGUUGGGCAGUCGCCUUAACGUUCUAUCUUUCUGACAUUUUUUACUUCGGUAUGGUAUUAUUAGAACACUAACAUUUUACGGGGGGAAAAAAAAAAAAGUCUUAAAAAUUGCAUUAUAUUUUGAAGAACACGACUUCUAGAAAAAGGAUAGAAAUACUGUAUUUUGAUUUAUAAUUAAAAUCUGAUUGGAAUCGAUACUAUGGAGAAUAAUAUUGCAAGUUUUGAUUUGGGUUAUAAAAAAAAAUAGGUUUGGAAAGUCCAGCAGUAAGGGAAUGGUUGUUAAAUUUUUAUACUGUUAAACAAGAUAUUCAUUGUGCAUAAGGCUACUUUAUCCAGUGAUCAGUACGGUGAUUUUGUAUAUAAAAAAAGUUGUGAAAGUAAUAUUAUACAUAUAUAUAUUUUGUCAUGCUUUAGGUGGUAGUACCUUUUUUUUUUUAAAUUGAAUUUGUGACACACCAAGCUGUUGCUGUAUGGUUUAGGUUUUAAAUAAUGAAUUUAAAACUUGUGGCUUUUAUCUAAAACAUUUAUGUACAUUAUUUUAACAUUUCUCUGGCAUGGGUGUAUUUGCUUUUAUUAUUAAACCUUGAAAAACGACUUAAUUUUUUAAGUUCAGUGAAAUUUUUUGUUAUGUUUAUAAUAAAUUGAAGUUUUUAAAAAAAGUCAAAAUAUGUAACUACUUGUAUGUUUGGGUGAAUGUGAAUGUUUGAAUUCCAGGUAUCAAACUGCCAGAAAAACAAACUCAUCUUUAGAGGAAGUGUUACCCCCUUUUUUUUUUAUUUUCUUCAAAUUGUAAAAUAUGUAAUAUUGAAGAAAGUGUUUUUAUCUAUAAAUAAAAAAAAAAGCGUUGCUGGUACCCUUAAGCUUGUUAUUUAUGUUUAAGCACAGUAUAGGAUGUGAAGUGUUUAGGUGAUGGCCCUCCUGUUACAAACAGAACUAUGUUUAUAGAUGUAGUGUUAGUACAUGCUAUCGUCAUUUGUGCAUAAUUUAUACAGUAAUGUAAGAGUUCGGCUUGUGUGUAUAAAUAUUUCUAGUUGUGCAUUUUAUCAGAAUAUUCUGAAAAUAAAGUGAACAGUUUAUAUUA
Molecule: messenger RNA, 5953 nt
Organism: Limulus polyphemus (Atlantic horseshoe crab)
Lineage: Eukaryota; Metazoa; Arthropoda; Merostomata; Xiphosura; Limulidae
Product: glutamine and serine-rich protein 1-like
Exons: 7
Cellular component (GO): nucleus
Source: RefSeq, a predicted model, not a curated record